AUGCCGUUGGUUGUCCUAUGCGGAUUUCACGGUUGCUGCCCUCCUCGUGUCUCGCAACUUCACCCGAAAAGGAACAGACCACACGUCCCUUCGGAAUUCCACUUCCGUUCCACGCACCGUACUGAAGCACGGCAUUCUGCUUGUCUGUCAUUCGGGAAUAGCCUACCGAUAAUAGCUCCCUUACUCCCUGCAUCUCUGUGCUACGGUUCAAUGCUGCUGAUACCGGUGGUUUAGUACUGCUGGGGGAAUACCGACACUGCAGAGAGAGGGAGAGAGCGGAGAGGAGGAUGGUUCCUGGUGUAGGAGGAGGGAGGUGAUCAUGGCAGAGUGGUGCCUCUGACCCCCUCUCUAAAGAGCGGAGACUACCGCCUCAACUACCUCCCUCCUCCUCCCUUUCAUCCCAACCCCCUUACCCCACCCCCUCUAACAUUGACCUUACACCCCUAACGCCCCCCCCCCCCAACACGAGUCACCAUGACGACCUCAGCGUUGCGUCGCCAGGUGAAGAACAUCGUUCACAACUACUCCGAGGCAGAGAUCAAGGUGCGCGAGGCGACGUCCAACGACCCGUGGGGCCCCUCUUCCUCGCUGAUGUCAGAGAUCGCUGACCUCACCUUUAACGUGGUGGCGUUUGCUGAGGUCAUGGGCAUGGUCUGGAAACGCCUCAACGACCACGGGAAGAACUGGAGACACGUCUACAAGGCCCUGACGCUGCUCGACUACUUGAUCAAGACCGGCUCAGAGAGAGUGGCUCAGCAGUGCCGCGAGAACGCAUUCACCAUACAGACGCUACGGGACUUCCAGUACAUGGACCGGGACGGCCGGGACCAGGGGGGCAACGUGAGGGAGAAGGCCCGCCAGCUGGUGUCUCUACUCAGGGACGAGGAACGGCUCAGACAGGAGAGGAGCCAGGCGUUGACCACUAAAGAACGCAUGACGGCUGGAACAGGCGGAGGAGGAGGAGGGACGGGGGGAGGAGGAGGAGGGACGGGGGGAGGAGGAGGAGGGACGGGGGGAGGAGGAGGAGGAGGGACGGGACAUGGAGUGGUACCUCCAGCGUACCAACCAGGGCGAAGGACCAGUCAGCCAAAUAUGGCAGCUCACUACGGGGAAGAGUUCAUCCGCUCCCGGGGCUCGCCCUCCUCAUUUAACUCCUCUUCAUCCUCUCCUCGUGAAGCGUCUGAUCUAGAACAGGCCCGCCCCCAGACCAGCGGAGAGGAGGAGCUACAGUUACAGCUGGCCCUGGCCAUGAGCAGAGAGGAGAGUGAGAAGGACCAGCGGUGUCUCCAAGGAGACGAGUCGUUUUUGCAGAGAGCCCUGGGCGAGAACAGAAGGGACAGUCACACAGGGACAGGGGAGUCCGCCAUGUUGAAUCUGGUGGACAUCUUUGGCCCCUCUGAGGCUCCGCCCCCAACUGAGGACCUCUGGGAUGCCCAGCCUGCUGUGACCUCUGACCCCUGGGACUCUGUGGCAGUCCACUCCAACACUCCUGUGAUUGGUAGUCCCUGGGCGACCCGCCCCUCCUCCAGCAGCCCAACCAAUCCUUGGGCUCCGUCACGCUCUCCCACCUGGGAAGCUCCACCCACAUCAUCAUCCAGCCCUGUCAAUCACGGCUGGGAGAGCCCGCCCCCUCUUACAGGGGACGGUACUGAUAGGACGGAUCCCUUCUCUGUCAGGGAGGAGGAGGAGUGUAAAGGAGAAGAGGGACCACCCCAACCUGGCAGUCCUACUGGCCCAGACCUGUUUGGGGAGUGUGUCCUGUCCCCCGAGGUGAACGGGCGAGGGGGGGGCAGUCCGGAGAUGUUUGACCUGUCCCGUCUCGUCCCCCCCAAGGGCUACGCGGCCCCCCGGAUGUGUCGCACCCCAGAAGCCUUCCUGGGACCUACGGGGGCGUCGCUCGUCAACCUGGACGCACUCAUCCCCCCUAAUCCUCCUAGCAGGACCCACAACAACCCCUUCCUCUUAGGUCUGAGUGUCCCCUCUCCCACCAACCCAUUCCACUGUGACCAGCCCCGUCUCACACUCAACCAGAUGCUCCGUCCCUGUUCCACCUCCCCACUCCCCCCUCACACCCUCCCCUACAGCCCCUCUCUCCCCCUCCCUCUCCCACACCACACCCAGCCCUCCACCGGCCUCCUGGACCUCCCCUCUAACCUGCCCCAUCCCCUCCUCCCCCUCUCCCCCAUCCCAGCCCACCGCGUCCCACCCCAAUCUCACACACACAGCCACAACCCCUUCCUCUGAGACCUGAGGGGAACUGGCUCUACAACAACCCCUUCCUCUGAGACCUGAGGGGAACUGGCUCUACAACAACCCCUUCCUCUGAGACCUGAGGGGAACUGGCUCUACAACAACCCCUUCCUCUGAGUCUUGAGGGAAACUGGCUCUAUAACAACCCCUUCCUCUGAGACCUGAGGGAAACUGGCUCUAUAACAACCCCUUCCUCUGAGACCUGAGGGAAACUGGCUCUAUAACAACCCCUUCCUCUGAGACCUGAGGGGAACUGGCUCUACAACAACCCCUUCCUCUGAGACCUGAGGGGAACUGGCUCUACAACAACCCCUUCCUCUGAGACCUGAGGGGAACUGGCUCUACAACAACCCCUUCCUCUGAGUCCUGAGGGGAACUGGCUCUACAACAACCCCUUCCUCUGAGACCUGAGGGGAACUGGCUCUACAACAACCCCUUCCUCUGAGACCUGAGGGGAACUGGCUCUACAACAACCCCUUCCUCUGAGACCUGAGGGGAACUGGCUCUACAACAACCCCUUCCUCUGAGACCUGAGGGAAACUGGCUCUACAACAACCCCUUCCUCUGAGUCCUGAGGGGAGAUGGAGAGGCAACUGGCUCUACAACAACCCCUUCCUCUGAGUCCUGAGGGAAACUGGCUCUAUAACAACCCCUUCCUCUGAGACCUGAGGGGAACUGGCUCUACAACAACCCCUUCCUCUGAGACCUGAGGGGAACUGGCUCUACAACAACCCCUUCCUCUGAGACCUGAGGGGAACUGGCUCUACAACAACCCCUUCCUCUGAGACCUGAGGGGAACUGGCUCUACAACAACCCCUUCCUCUGAGACCUGAGGGAACCUGGCUCUAUAACAACCCCUUCCUCUGAGACCUGAGGGGAACUGGCUCUACAACAACCCCUUCCUCUGAGUCCUGAGGGAACCUGGCUCUAUAACAACCCCUUCCUCUGAGUCCUGAGGGGAACUGGCUCUACAACAACCCCUUCCUCUGAGACCUGAGGGGACCUGGCUCUACAACAACCCCUUCCUCUGAGACCUGAGGGGAACUGGCUCUACAACAACCCCUUCCUCUGAGACCUGAGGGGAACUGGCUCUACAACAACCCCUUCCUCUGAGUCCUGAGGGGAACUGGCUCUACAACAACCCCUUCCUCUGAGACCUGAGGGGAACUGGCUCUACAACAACCCCUUCCUCUGAGACCUGAGGGGAACUGGCUCUACAACAACCCCUUCCUCUGAGACCUGAGGGGAACUGGCUUUACAACAACCCCUUCCUCUGAGACCUGAGGGGAACUGGCUUUACAACAACCCCUUCCUCUGAGACCUGAGGGGAGAUGGAGAGGCAACUGGCUCUAUAACAACCCCUUCCUCUGAGUCCUGAGGGGAACUGGCUCUACAACAACCCCUUCCUCUGAGUCCUGAGGGGAACUGGCUCUAUAACAACCCCUUCCUCUGAGUCCUGAGGGGAACUGGCUCUACAACAACCCCUUCCUCUGAGACCUGAGGGGAACUGGCUCUACAACAACCCCUUCCUCUGAGACCUGAGGGGAACUGGCUCUACAACAACCCCUUCCUCUGAGUCCUGAGGGGAACUGGCUCUAUAACAACCCCUUCCUCUGAGUCCCGAGGGGAGAUGGAGAGGCAACUGGCUCUACAACAACCCCUUCCUCUGAGACCUGAGGGGAACUGGCUCUAUAACAACCCCUUCCUCUGAGACCUGAGGGGAACUGGCUCUACAACAACCCCUUCCUCUGAGACCUGAGGGGAACUGGCUCUACAACAACCCCUUCCUCUGAGACCUGAGGGGAACUGGCUCUAUAACAACCCCUUCCUCUGAGUCCUGAGGGGAACUGGCUCUACAACAACCCCUUCCUCUGAGACCUGAGGGGAACUGGCUCUACAACAACCCCUUCCUCUGAGACCUGAGGGGAACUGGCUCUACAACAACCCCUUCCUCUGAGUCCUGAGGGAAACUGGCUCUACAACAACCCCUUCCUCUGAGACCUGAGGGAAACUGGCUCUACAACAACCCCUUCCUCUGAGACCUGAGGGAAACUGGCUCUACAACAACCCCUUCCUCUGAGUCCUGAGGGGAGAUGGAGAGGCAACUGGCUCUACAACAACCCCUUCCUCUGAGUCCUGAGGGAAACUGGCUCUAUAACAACCCCUUCCUCUGAGUCCCGAGGGGAGAUGGAGAGGCAACUGGCUCUACAACAACCCCUUUCUCUGAGUCCUGAGGGAAACUGGCUCUAUAACAACCCCUUCCUCUGAGUCCCGAGGGGAGAUGGAGAGGCAACAACCCCUUCCUCUGAGUCCUGAGGGGAGAUGGAGAGGCAACAACCCCUUCCUCUGAGUCCCGAGGGGAGAUGGAGAGGCAACAACCCCUUCCUCUGAGUCCUGAGGGGAGAUGGAGAGGCAACUGGCUCUACAACAACCCCUUUCUCUGAGUCCUGAGGGAAACUGGCUCUAUAACAACCCCUUCCUCUGAGACCUGAGGGGAACUGGCUCUAUAACAACCCCUUCCUCUGAGACCUGAGGGAACCUGGCUCUACAACAACCCCUUCCUCUGAGACCUGAGGGAAACUGGCUCUACAACAACCCCUUCCUCUGAGACCUGAUUUAUUUGCAAAUUAUGGUAGAAAAUAAUAAUAUUUUUUUGUCCCACUGUAUCUCCCUGUCUCACCCUCUCUGCCCCUCAUCCCCCAGUCUAACCCUCUCUGCCCCUCAUCCCCCAGUCUAACCCUCUCUGCCCCUCAUCCCCCUGUCUAACCCUCUCUGCCCCUCAUCUCCCUGUCUAACUCUCUCUGCCCCUCAUCUCCCUGUCUAACCCUCUCUGCCCCUCAUCCCCCUGUCUAACCCUCUCUGCCCCUCAUCUCCCUGUCUAACCCUCUCUGCCCCUCAUCCCCCUGUCUAACCCUCUCUGCCCCUCAUCCCCCUGUCUAACCCUCUCUGCCCCUCAUCUCCCAGUCUAACCCUCUCUGCCCCUCAUCUCCCUGUCUAACCCUCUCUGCCCCUCAUCCCCCAGUCUAACCCUCUCUGCCCCUCAUCCCCCAGUCUAACCCUCUCUGCCCCUCAUCCCCCUGUCUAACCCUCUCUGCCCUCUCAUCCCCCUGUCUAACCCUCUCUGCCCCUCAUCCCCCUGUCUAACCCUCUCUGCCCCUCAUCCCCCUGUCUAACCCUCUCUGCCCCUCAUCUCCCUGUCUAACCCUCUCUGCCCCUCAUAUCCCUGUCUAACCCUCUCUGCCCCUCAUAUCCCUGUCUAACCCUCUCUGCCCCUCAUCCCCCAGUCUAACCCUCUCUGCCCCUCAUCCCCCUGUCUAACCCUCUCUGCCCCUCAUCCCCCUGUCUAACCCUCUCUGCCCCUCAUCCCCCUGUCUAACCCUCUCUGCCCCUCAUCCCCCAGUCUAACCCUCUCUGCCCCUCAUCCCCCAGUCUAACCCUCUCUGCCCCUCAUCCCCCAGUCUAACCCUCUCUGCCCCUCAUCUCCCUGUCUAACCCUCUCUGCCCCUCAUCCCCCAGUCUAACCCUCUCUGCCCCUCAUCCCCCAGUCUAACCCUCUCUGCCCCUCAUCCCCCAGUCUAACCCUCUCUGCACGGGACCUAACACGCUUUACCAACUGGACCUAACUGGACUCAACUAGAUAAAAUCAGACCUAACCGGAUUAAACCAGACCUAAAUUGAUCAAACUAGUCUAAACUUGGUCAAACGGACAUGGUUGAUUGUAUUCUCAGACCCCCGUGCCUGUCUUGUCGACGGACCCACAAUGCUUUGCGACCCAGCUCCCGUGGCGUCUUGGAGGACCUCAGGGAGACCGCUUUCCCAGCCAACAAGAUUACACUCAGUGGAAGUGGACUUCUGGAUGGACAGAGAGAAUGUAUAGUCUUAUCUCUCUCAGAAGGAGUGAUGAGCUGUGAUGUCUUCUCUGCACUGACCGACAGAUGGACGUGGAUGUGUGCAUAGAGACACACAGGCUGCUGUAGGUAUUUAUUAGAAUGCUAUACAGUAUAUGAACAACUCUAUACUAAUAAAUGAUGGUGUUUGUUGCAUUGU
Messenger RNA from Oncorhynchus masou masou (cherry salmon), 6297 nucleotides. RefSeq names its product epsin-3-like. Gene Ontology annotation, cellular component: clathrin vesicle coat; plasma membrane; endosome. The record is from RefSeq and is a predicted model, not a curated record. Gene Ontology annotation, biological process: endocytosis. Bases 475 to 2244 code for a protein of 589 amino acids. NCBI's taxonomy places the organism in Eukaryota, Metazoa, Chordata, Actinopteri, Salmoniformes, Salmonidae. Gene Ontology annotation, molecular function: phospholipid binding; clathrin binding. The transcript is spliced from 11 exons.